AUGCAACAAGAAGGGAGUAAUAACGAAAUACGCGAUAAUGGUCAAUCUGAGCAAGAACAGAUAGAAAGUGAACAGCCUGGAGUUGACGACAGUAAUGAUCAAGACACAGAAAUAUUUGGUAUAUUAAUAACUGAAAUGGGUAGAGCAUAUGCCGAAUUUGAUGGAACGAACCCGCUAGAAAGACCACCAUUACCAAAGUUGAAGUCAUCUAGAAAGCUUGCUGUGGUAUUGUGUCAGUUAAAUAAACAGAUCCUGCCAGAGUAUCUAGCACACUCCAACUGUAUAGAACAACUUCACACACUGAUAUACUGUGCAGCUGUUGCAACAGUAAGAACACUUGGUGUCAAAAUGCCAACUCAAAAGAUUACUGAAAAUUCAGUAAAACCAAUAACACCAAAAUGGGAAAAACGUCUGGAAAGAAGAACGGCAGAAAUUCGCAGAGAUAUCGGACGUCUUACCCAAUUCACACGAGGAAUAACAACUCGAAAAGUCCGAAAGCAAGCUAUGGAAAUAAUGCAACGACUCCACCAUCAUUCUCACCAAGACGCAACUAACAUCAACGAGUGGCAAUGCCUUGAUACCUUGAAGCAAAAACUGUCCGUAUAUACUCAGCGAUUGAAAAGGUAUAAAGCGUCCAGUCACAGAAAGCACGACAAUGCGCUCUUUCAACGAUCCGAAAAGGCAUUCUACAGGAAACUGUCAUCCGAACCCCAGGAAAAGAGCAAAACGGUGCCCACAAAGGACCAAGUAGAGGAAUUUUGGGGCAAGCAGUUUGGCUCGACAGCUUAUUACAACAAGUGUGCAGGAUGGAUUACAGAUGAAGAAGCGAAGAGCCAUUAUUGCAAUCCCAUGCAGUAUAGGGCAUAUACCAAACAAGAAAUCGUGGAUAUCGACCAGGUCAUUCCUACCAACAAUUACAAGAGGUUCAUACUUAAGAACUUGCAACAGUCUGAUAAAUGCAGGUACGGCUGUCAGGACUCCGAAACAAUACAGCACGUAACUGGUGGAUGCCAAGCAUUCGCUCCAACGGACUAUAAGGAGCGCCACGACAUAGCUGCCAAAAUCAUUCACCAGGAGUUGGCAUACAAAUUCAAACUGAUCGAAUGCAAGCUACAGUACUACAAAUAUACACCGCAAUGUGUCCUCGAGAACGACAAGUAUAAACUAUACUGGGAUCGCACUGUGCUUACGGACCAAUACAUAAAACAAAACAGACCUGACAUAAUCAUUGUCGACAAGGACGCCCAGAAAGUAACACUGAUUGAUGUGGCCAUACCUAAUAGUAACAAUUUAACAUACAAACAUAAUGAGAAAGUUGCAAAAUACAGGGAGCUAGAAUUUCAAAUUAAACGCCAGUGGAAAAUGAAGUACGUGGAAACAAUACCAAUAAUAAUGUCAUCUACAGGGGUGAUACCAAGAAGGCUGCUAGAAAACAUCAAAGCGCUGGAACUGAGUGAAAACAUUUACAAAAUCAUACAGAAAGGAGUUUUGCUGGCAACUGCCCGCAUAGUAAGAAAAUUUAUGGGAAAUGCAAGUACCUAG
Acanthoscelides obtectus is the source of this 1542-nucleotide messenger RNA. The record is from the annotation of a GenBank genome assembly. Lineage: Eukaryota; Metazoa; Arthropoda; Insecta; Coleoptera; Chrysomelidae.